CAAUCGUCUGAUCCGUUCUUAGCGCUUCACCUCGAGCCUUCUUCUCUUUCCGUUUUCCCAAAGCUAAGAGUUUCUUUCUCAUGAUUAUCACAAUUACACCUCAAAAAAAGAAAAAAAAAAUCAAAAUUAAAAUUAAAAAAAUACGAGAAAAUCGCAGCCACUGGGUGAUGUUUCGUGGCACUGAUCGUCACUGUUAAAUCCAGUGCUAACAGCAAUGGAUGAACCUGGUACAAGCAUGAGCAUUUUUGUAAAUCCAAAAAGCAUCAAUCCAAUGAGGCGUCUGAAUAAGAAAGAUUGCCUUUGUUGAAGUUUGGGGAAUUUGAUAUUUUUGAGGAUUUUCCUCUUCUUCCUUUUUUUUUUUUGAGAUUUUUCAUAAUAUUAUGUCCGAUUUAGUGGCACGUACAGGUCGGCUUCAGCAAAGGUACGAGAACGGCUAUCGGCUUGUCGCUGGGUGUAUUCCAUUUAGGUAUAGAUGUUUAGAUGAGUCACACCAUGAAAAUUCUGAAAAUGUGGUUGAAGUAUUGAUGAUCAACUCAACUAGCGGACCAGGUCUUUUGUUUCCUAAGGGAGGUUGGGAGAAUGAUGAAACUGUCGAAGAGGCUGCAGUGAGGGAAGCAAUUGAAGAAGCUGGAGUCCGAGGAGAUUUAUUGGAUUUCGUAGGAGAUUAUAAUUUUAAGAGCAAAACUCAUGAAGAUGAAUUCAGUCCUGAAGGAUUAUGUAAAGCAGCAAUGUUUGCUUUGUUGGUAAAGGAGGAAUUAAAUUCAUGGCCGGAGCAAAGCACUCGUAUAAGAAGUUGGCUAACCAUAUCACAAGCAAUUCAGAAUUGUAGGCAUGCAUGGAUGAAAGAGGCUUUGGAGUAUGGUUUUUGUAAGUGGCUUGCACAAAAGAGGAAGACGACUUCCUAAUCGGCGACAGUCUCCGGCAAACCCCAUACCUGUGCUUUGUAUUUUUUUCUGUUCUUUUUUUGAAAAUAGAAAAUAUUGCUGUUUGUGAUGAAAAUAGUGUUAAUGUUUCCUCUCUUUCUUCUUCAUUGAUUUUAUAGGUUUUAUAUUGCUGACCUCAUGCAUUUUUAGUUCAGAAGGUAGGUCCAAUUUGCUGGGUUUUGUUAACUUUUUGUAGAGAUGGAUUUUUGAAUGAUUGCAAGUUAUCAGAUUUCUUUUUAA
This is a messenger RNA of Gossypium raimondii (Peruvian cotton), 1163 nucleotides long. Its product is annotated as nudix hydrolase 16, mitochondrial. Gene Ontology annotation, cellular component: cytoplasm; nucleus. Bases 381 to 905 code for a protein of 174 amino acids. The transcript has 4 exons. The record is from RefSeq and is a predicted model, not a curated record. NCBI's taxonomy places the organism in Eukaryota, Viridiplantae, Streptophyta, Magnoliopsida, Malvales, Malvaceae. Gene Ontology annotation, molecular function: pyrophosphatase activity.